Molecule: messenger RNA, 7169 nt
Organism: Porites lobata
Lineage: Eukaryota; Metazoa; Cnidaria; Anthozoa; Scleractinia; Poritidae
Source: the annotation of a GenBank genome assembly
AUGGUUACAAAUCUCCGUUUCUCCUACACCGUAUCCUGUUCUCGAGUUAACAGUCACUGUUUGAUUCGCUUGCCAAAAAGGAAAAGGAACCAUUUCAAGGAUAUAGUAAGGUAAUGGCGACACUUUAAUGAUCGCAAGACAGGUUGUAAGGUGUCUGCUGUCUAGAAUUUUUAUGAGCGAAUGUUCCUUUGCCACGUCAGAAAAACCUCUACAUGACGAGCUCGAGAAACCUCAGCAAUGCUUGUACAAAUUUCGGCAGAGUUGUAUCCCUAAUUCGGCUCUUACGCAAGAAAAACCAAUAAUAAGUAAUAAUAAUACUAAUAAUAGUUACCCAGACUUUUAACAUAAUAAAAGUCUUUCGACACAAUUUCACACCUCCGACAACACUGAAUUCAAUCGCAAAAAUUGCCUAAUAUCUUAAUGGAUUGUACAAGGUGGACGCGAAUCUUUCUUUCUGUGUCGCUUCUCAAUUCCUUCUUUAAUUGCUUGGUAAUUUUACGAUCCAAUUUAGUGUAUGAUUGGUGAGCUUUUUAAUUUUUCCCGCUCGCGUCAUUGUAGUUUUAACGUUUGUAACGUAGAAUUCCCGCGAUAACAUAACUGCAUUAGACUUUUGUAAUCGAAGUUUUUUUUUCGUUGACAGACAAUUGGAUGCGCGCGCUAGCUCCACGAGCCAUUUCUUCGUAGCGUUUCCGGUCAUAUUGGAAGAGUGUUGUAGUGUUUACCGUGCGAGUCAGUAAAGAGCAGGCCCGAAUUGUGAUGCAAAUGCGUUUGAAAAUGUUUGCAAGAGGGCAGGUGUUCCAGUGAAUGGCGCAAAAAUAGAUCCUUUGUUUACGGCAGCUGUCGUUGGCUGAAUUUCAGCGCUUAUUACACAAAUUACGUCUUAUGCUUGAAGGAUUAUCUUAGUUUAUUAGUUUAGUUUCCACUGCGGUUUCAUAGUCAGCUACUUUUAUGGUAGAGCCUGGUUAUUCACAAUAACCGCCAUUUAGGCGAAUUUGAUUUUAUUUGUCUAGCUUACUAAUGUAAUAAAUACCGCUUGUGAUCGAUACAUCGAUAUACGACGUAAUAUCAGUGAUUGCAGUGCGCAAAGAAUCUGCUGCAAAGUUCAUAAGUAGUACAAAAAACAAACCUUAUUUUUCCCUUAAAUUUUCCCGAGAGCUGGAAGUUCGUACAAGGUUUAUUUAUCUUGUUAUGUUUUCUUUUUAAGUCUAAUUAAUUUUUUGUACGCUUUUUGUAGUUAAAAUUGCGCGCGGAAGUGAUAUUUUCCUGUGCUUCAGAUGUUGAUACAUUUAAGACCAUCUAUACAUUUAAAAAUUAUGAAUACUUAAGCACUCGGUUAAAAUCCACAGGUUGCAAAAUAUCAUCAACGGCAAGUCGAAUUCCUUCAGUUCAGCGUCGUGCUAUUUUUUUCUGAUCCCUCCGAAAGAUCUUUUUAGUGUCUUAUAUAUUUGUGGUUAUUAAUAUUCGUUUUUAAGUAACCCCCAUCAAAUUACGCUGCACUGAACUUUAAAAAGCAAUUUGUAGCUACCCUGAAGCUUAAAAUUGUUUUGUUUUUAUUCGGCGACUAUUUCUUUGAAGCGAUGAAUUAUAGCCUCUCAGAUUUGUUUAAACUGAAGUUAAAAGGGCAUGGCAUCGGUUUUCAUAUUGUAGCAAACUUAUCCGUGGUUGUCUGAAAAAUAAGUAGAUAAGUAUGAGUUUAAUUGAUAACUGCUCCUUAUUUUAACGUGGAAUUUAAAUUUAGCAAAAGUUUUGUAGGAUAUUGCUAUGCUUGAAUUGUCAGUGGACAGCUGCUUUUCAAAAGUACGAGUUUAAUGCCCUAUUGAAGGUGUCAGCGCGCCGGGAAGAUAAUUUGCUAGCUUUGAAUAAACAUUUGUUCUUGACUAUAGACUUUCGCAAUAAAAAGCGCGCCUCCGAUUUGCAUUUGAAAGACUUCCUUAUCUCUUGAUUGAAGGCGUCUUUUGCGCGCGUGCCGGCCGUACGACGAUGACCGCAAACAAAAGGGGUCCAAAUCCACUUGAAUACUUUGUCCCCGGGGGCCGAAUGAAGCACAGUUAUGGCAUCGAGCUGGCGACUGCGAUUGUUGUGGUUAAUGUUUGGACCACUGCAACGUAAAUGUUCUUUUCUUUUGGAGCCAUUUCACACACAAAAGAAUUCGGUUUAACAUUCUGAAGGAAAACGCUGUUUGUUGUCUUAAUGCUAAUGUGCUGGGCUCGAUUGUUUUUUGCUCCUUUCUGUUUACGCAAGAGCCAAAGCGUCUAUUUGUUUAAGGAACAAGGCUUAGGAAGCGCACACGAAAAAAAAAAAUGUUUCUGUUGGUCCAAGUUACUUUGUACCUUCAUUUCCCCCCAAUAUUUCGUUUUGGCGGGAAAAUUAGUCCGCAAUCUGCGAUACCUUUCUACGCGUGCCGUAAACUCAAUUCACUAUAAUCAUUAGUGGCCUAAUUAGCAGGGCACGCGCCGGUAUUCCAUUGACACACGAGCUGUACUUAACACCCCCUGAAAAUUACCAAAUUUUCGAAAUUAAUGAACGGACAGUAAAUAUUGUUUCAUCUGACUGCUGACAGUGGCGGGCCUCUAUGACUUUUAAAAGAGUUUUUUUUAUCACUUGCGCAAAUAAUGACUACGACCAUAAGACCAUAGGCACGCAAAAUGCAAAAGGAUGUUGACAACAGCCAAAAGUUAUACCCUCGGAGAAAGGACCUGGAAUGUGACCUAUGAUCGUUAGACUAGUGAUUCACUAGUUUUGGUUCGGUUCUAAAUUCACGGUCAUUGCUUGGGUCAGGAUGCUGGUUGCUCUCUUUGCGAUUUGGGUGUGACGUGAUGUAUUUUUGGCAGUUUCAAUUGUUUUCGCAACCUCUUGUGUUAAUCCUAUUCAUAUGCAAGCAGGCUAGCAACAGUCCCGCUCAUGCAUCCAGCCGGCAGUUCCGAGAUAAGCCGAUAUUAGAGCUCAAGUGUUCGUUUGCAAGGCACGCGACUAAUUAGACAGUUUGUACCACGCUUGUCAAGCAGAGGAAGAGACAUCCGCUGUCGAAUUGAGUCCAGAAGUUCAGCAUUUGCAGAAUGUUUGCUGCUACCAGUACAUUGUGAGUAUCGGUAUGGGUUCUGGUGUUUUUUUGUCAAUGGUUAAGAAGAUUUACAAUUUCUUUUGUGCUCAAAACCUUGUGACGCGAUCUUCACGAUUCCGCCUCAACUCUUCGUGACAAAUCUUCGCACAAAGUUCCGAUUUGUCGGGCAGUGUUAACCAUUUGUUUCUUAUGAAAAAACUCGUACAUGUUUAAAGCACUGCGAGAGUAAAAUGCCCAAGACAAACCGAGUCUUUGUCUUUGAAUUUAGUGCCAUUUAAUUUACACAAGGUGGCGGUAAGAAUCAACAGGCACGAAUUAUUCCACAGCUCGAAAAAUCGUUCAAGAAGUGCAGCUGUUAAAUUACUGUUUGUAUUGAAUUAUGGGUAAUUGCUUCGAUCUGAAAGCAGCUGUCAGAAUUCCAUAAGCUACCUGUUUCCUCGCUGAUUUGUAUAUCAAAGAAAUGCGUUCUUUCGGUCAACGAUAUGGAUGAAAUUCCUUCAAAUAAGAUUCGAUAGGUCUUAAUCGCUCAGAGUGCAAAUCAGAAUUUUUUGCUAUGGUUGCUCUUUGUUACAUAUUUUCUGCUUCUUCAGAAAGUUACUGAUUUGGGCUUUCAAGAGCGCUGGUGUUAAAAAAUAUCACUGCAAAAUAAACUGGUUAUUUUUUGGUGCCGCAUAUAAUUGUUUUUUGAGAAACAAAGGAGAGAGCAGGUCGAAGUCACUAUGGCUGGUCCUUCGCUUGUGAAAAACUCUUACAAAACAUGAAUAUUCAAUUUUGGGUAAAUCAUCCAAAUCCUUUAUUUCAGUGUGGGUGACUGAAAAACCUGUAAGCUACAAGUCUUGUUUGUCAAAUUCUAGCAUCCAAGUUCACAGAUCAGUGCACAAGUGAAAAUCAAAGUAAUCGUCAGUGUAACGACUGCCGCCCAGAGACUUACUGACGUCAAAUUCAAAUCCCUCUCGCGCGUACCACACGCCUGAGCUCGAUCGGCUGACUUUAUGCAAAUUUGCCUUUUGUGAUAUGAUCAGUCCAUUCAUUCAGUCAGUCAUUCAUUUGAAGCUUAACGUGAAAAGCGGCUGGUCUAGUUCAAAGUAGCUUUUUCCUCAUCCAAUCACUUGGUACGUUUUGACUAAGUAAACAGUCAAGCGUGCAGAUUUCAAAUCGGAAAAAGAAAAUGUGUACUUUGAAUGGUGGCAGUGCGCUUCCUAAUAACUUGUACGUUUUUUCUAAUAACAGACUGUGUUACGAUAUGUUUUUCGACGAGAGACUUCGCGGCCCGCAGCCAAUGGAGUCAUCUUCUGCGCCCCAAGAAGUCAUCGUAGAAAGCCUCACCGAGGAUCUUUACAAUCCUACAAUACAAAACGAUGACAUUUGGAAAAAAUUUGCCCUCCCCACGCCGCCGUACUCUCCAGAAAACUACCUGCCUCAAGGUAACUGUAAAGGAAACUUUAUCAUUCCAACCCACAAGAGAAACGGUCUUCAAGUUGUGCCUGAGCCGGAAGAUCUCUCGUCUGAUCUUCCCUUGGUACUUAGCGACGCUGAGAUGGAGCGUUUGACUUGUUCCACAAUUGAGGAUGACUGCAUUUGGCCUUCUGGAGAGAGCGACUUUGAUCGCGUCGAGUCGCAAAGGUUUCAAGGCAAUCGGGUAGUGCUGUCGGCGGCGUGUGUGCACGAACCCAGCGCUGAAAUGGCGGCAGAGCACCGAAUGUUGCCCGAGUUGCCUCCUUUUGUCCCCACGGUUACAAACCAAGAUCCUACACUCGCCCAGCAACAAAUAGAGAGAUGGCACUCUCAAUUCUCAGGUGAAUAUGGCCAUUAUUUCAUUCAGAUAGCGAAACUACUAACUUUGUACCCGGGAAGUCAAAGUUUUCUGAUGGUUUCUUAAACUACGCAAUUUCACUUUCGAAUUGCAAGACAACAGCCAUCCCAAGGGCUAAAUUUCGUUGACUUUAGUGGCUCUUUAAACUUAGUUUGAUUUAGUUCUACAAUCAUGAAUAAUGGGGGUAAUUUAGUUUGCUUUUGUCACUACUGAAUUGGGAAAUUUUGUUUUUGAGCUAAGGCGCGUGCAUGACUGACUUUUAUUUGAAGAGUUUCUUGCCUAUUGCUAUGAAACCAAGAAAGGAAUUAGCAGAGCUUGAUAAACAGCCUAACUGUCUAAAUGUUUAUCGCUGGAACGUCUUCCUAAUUGAAUGUUUAAAAUGCACGCUCUGUGGUCUAAGAGACUUUAGUUUUAUUACGAUCUGGCUUUGUUUACAACUUGUUGCAGAUUUUUAGUUUACACUUGGCGCGUUUUUCGGUAAACUUCGACUAAAUGCCACAUAUAAACCGGGAUUUUUUCUGGUGACUUAGUCCCAGAAAACAACUUCACAAAAGCCUUGAAUUGAGACUGGUAUUUUAAACCUUUCGAUAGUUUCUUUUUGUCAAAUAGAAUACACAAUCUGUCCUAUGACAAGCGAGCCUUUAUGAGUGGCCGGCUGCUAAUUAAAUCUUUCUUAUUUCGAAAACAGAAACGCUUUAAACAAUGGGUUUCAAGCUUCAUCUUUGAUUCGCUAUUAAAUAAAAGUCUGUCAUACUGCUAAUAAUUACUCAAGAAGUAUCGAAAUAACUUGUUUGUCAAAUCUAGAGGCAAAUUAACCCCCAUUCCAAGCACAAGAGACAUUUUAAGUUGUGCGCGAUUUGUUUAUUAUUGAAAUUUUACCAACUCCAUUAAUUUUGAUUGCGCGAGGUAGUUUAACUGAUUUUAUUGCAACAUUUUCUUUUUUGCAGUAGAAAAUCAAGUAAUGCGACUGCCUCGACCCCCAAACGAGGAGUUUAUCCCUCAAAGAUUUGACUACGUGGCCAGCGCCAAAAAACCACGCAAACCGCGACGAUCGAGCAGGCAGGAUUCACCUCCAAUUGAAGGCGACGACUCUGAGGAUAACGAAACUAGCCGGGCUACACACAACGUCUUGGAAAGGCAGCGGCGAGAAGAUCUUAAAUGCCGGUUCCAGUUUCUUAGAGACAGUAUUCCUGAAUUGGAAGAUAACGACCGCGCAUCUAAGGUUUUAAUACUGAAAAAAGCGCGGGAAUAUGUCCACCAAUUGUUUUUAGAAGAGGAACGACUCCUAGCUGACAAAGAACUUGAGCGUCAGAGACGUUUGAUCCUCCUCGAGCGCCUAAAUUGUUUAAGACAGGGCUAUAUGUAGGAUAACAGUUUUGCCAAAAUUUUGCUAGUUCUUUUUUUAAUGUAUAAUUUAAAGUGAACAAUUCAUUCUCAAGGAAAUCGUUAUAUCGCAUUCAUGCAGGUAUAAAAUUGGCUGUAAUUAGAAGGCACCAGAAGUUGAUGCCUAGAUUAAUGCGCAGUUUAUUGGUUUCGAAUAUUUUUGAUCGAUAGAUACUAUACAUGCGUGGCUGUGCUGGAAGCCAGUUGUAAAAUAAAUUUAAAAAACAGAUUCCUAUUAUUAUUUUUGGCAACUGUCAAAGUUAAAAAUGAAGAUUUCGUGAUGUCCAGAUAUCUUUCUACGCUCUAAGUCUUUUAUAAAAUUCCAUCAAGAUGGACGAAAAGAUUUUUUAUUACCAUUUCAAUUUCAGUCUAUAUUCGCACAAGAAGAAUGUUCUACCAUGCAAUUUAAACAAUCAAGUGUCUUUUAUUUUUUCUUCCAAAAUCAUUAUUGAAGAUAUAAAUCACCUUGAUUAUCGUUCAUGUUGAUGUUUAUUAAGUGUAUGGUUGAAUAAUUCGUUUCUAACGAACAAAAACGCCAAUUUUUUUCUUGCGAAAUGUUUGUCUUUACACCAAACAUACGCCCUUCGCGUUACUAUUUUAACACAAUCGCGACUCUUUUUCUACCGUGCUUUACUUGUGGCCAUUUUCAUAAAAUGAUAUGUAUGUGUUUUGUGUCGAGAAGUUCUAAGAGAAGUUCUACUAAUCUGGCUAAUUCUUGUACAUAAAUGAAAGCAAACUCUAUUUGUAAACAUCAUCUAAUCCGUGGAUAUAUAUUUUGCUCUCCGGGGUUUGUCUAUGUCCUAUAGGGUAUUCUAAGUCUGAGUUGUUGAGAAAUAGUCCUCUACACCUCCGCGUAAACUUCCAUGUGUAAUACUUUUGUACUGAAACAUUAGUGCCUUGAAAAUAAAGAGG